UUUGUUGGGUAAUUGGGUUUGAAAAUUUUAAUUUUGGAAAAAAGUUCAUACGUUUUAGAACGACAAUGUGUCAAUGUCAAUUACCUUUUUAAACAAAGGUUUUUUUCAUAGUUCUUGAUACACAGAACGGUCGUUUGUCAUGAUUUAUUAAUUUAUACUUUAAAUUCUGCAAUCAGUUUAUUUAACGUGGUAGAGUUAUGAAUCCAUUAACGAACAUCAAGAAUGUGAAGAAACUAAGUGAGCAAGAGCUAGAGCGUGGCUCAAAGUCAUCCUGGCAUGAUCAAUAUAAGGACAGUGCAUGGAUAUUUGUGGGUGGUAUCCCCUAUGAUUUGACAGAAGGAGAUGUUUUAUGUGUUUUUUCUCAGUUUGGAGAGAUAGUGAACAUGAAUAUGGUGCGUGACAAAGCCACUGGUAAACAUAAAGGAUUCGGAUUCAUCUGUUUUGAAGAUCAAAGGAGCACCAUCUUGACUGUCGAUAAUCUAAAUGGAAUGAAGCUUCUUGGUCGUACGAUCAGAGUUGAUCAUUGUCAGGACUACAAGCCACCAAAAGACUCGGAAAAAUUGGACCCUGAGGUGAGGCGUAUGCGACAAGAAGGUUGUGCGCCCAGCGUGAGUAACCAGUCUGCCGCGAAGCCUUUGCCAGUACCAGUUGAAAAUAUUAAAAGAGAGCGGGAAAGCGUCCAUCGACAUAUUAAAAAAGAACCUUCCGAAGGAAAGUACAAAAGAGAAAGGCAUAGGUCUCCCAGCUCAAGUCACAGUAGCAGCGACAGUAGCUCUGACAGUGAUUCUAGGCGAAAGAAAAAAAAGAAGAAAGAAAAGGAAAAGUUUCGGAAAGACGUGAAGAGGGAACGCGAUGUCUCACUUGAUGUCAGGUAUUCCAAGAAGGAUCGCAUUAAAAGGGAACCAAGCAGUGACGGUUAUUGAUUCAUUAUUUGAGUAGCUUAUGAAUUAUAAAUUGUCAUUAAGUGUAAUUUUUAGAAGUGAGAAAUGAAAGGAUGCAUAUUUAAGUAGUUGAGUCUUGACAGUCAAGCCAAGUUAGCUGACUGACGGGAAGGCAGAGAGUUCAAUCAAUUGUGAAGAAUUAUAUUUCAUCUCUAAGAAUAAAUACUUAAGUACAUGAAUGUAUCUCUCUUUUUGAGUUACGUGUUGUUGAGAGAAUUAAUUUCUUCUUAAGAAAAUACCCUAAGGGGAAAAAUUUUUCAACUUCAUAUUCAUUCCUUUACUUGGAGUUAACUUGUACAAGGAUUUUUGUCCACUGUGAUUGUAAAAAUAAAAUUAGAUUUAUAUUCUGUGAAUAAACGCAUUUAUUUGUUAGAA
Molecule: messenger RNA, 1316 nt
Organism: Bemisia tabaci
Lineage: Eukaryota; Metazoa; Arthropoda; Insecta; Hemiptera; Aleyrodidae
Product: RNA-binding motif protein, X-linked 2
Biological process (GO): mRNA splicing, via spliceosome
Cellular component (GO): precatalytic spliceosome; catalytic step 2 spliceosome; U2 snRNP
Molecular function (GO): RNA binding
Source: RefSeq, a predicted model, not a curated record